Messenger RNA from Cantharellus anzutake, 1800 nucleotides. RefSeq names its product ferric reductase NAD binding domain-containing protein. Gene Ontology annotation, biological process: defense response; superoxide anion generation. Bases 1 to 1800 code for a protein of 599 amino acids. Gene Ontology annotation, molecular function: superoxide-generating NAD(P)H oxidase activity. Gene Ontology annotation, cellular component: NADPH oxidase complex; plasma membrane. Lineage: Eukaryota; Fungi; Basidiomycota; Agaricomycetes; Cantharellales; Hydnaceae. The record is from RefSeq and is a predicted model, not a curated record. The transcript has 10 exons.
AUGUCAUCUAAGUCCUGGUUGCGGCGGGAAAUCCUUUCCUUGAGACGACUUGCGUUCAAUGUAUUUUUCUACGGCACUCACCUAGGACUAUUUGCAUAUGGGUGGUAUUCUCAGUAUGCCAACGAACGCCUGGUUGCCCUGAACACUCUCCGAUAUUCUGUCUGGGUGUCCCGCGGAGCGGCCUUGGUUCUCGCCUAUGAUGCUGCUCUGAUCAUACUUCCGGUCCUCCGGAAUAUCCUCAGAAUCAUAAGACCUACGCUCGCAUGGUUGGCACCCAUGGACCAGAGCAUCUGGUUCCACCGACAAGUCGCGUACUCAAUGGCAUUCUGGACCAUGGUUCAUACAACCUCGCACUACAUAAACUUCAUGAGCAUCGAGAACACACGUAAGAGCACCUUCCGGCUCCCUGGGUUUGGGCAUGUAUUUAGUGCACAUGGUAUCAUAGAACUGCGUGCUGAACUCGCUGUACAAAUCCACUACAAUCAGGCUGCAGGGAUCACGGGCCACUUUAUGCUUUUCAUCAUGUUGAUCAUGUACACAACGGCGGCUCGUAAAGUACGUGAUCAAUGUUUCGAGGCAUUCUGGUACACCCAUCAUCUGGCCUUCUUUUUCUUUCUCGCACUAUAUUCGCAUGCCACUGGCUGUUUCGUUCGUGAUACACCCGAACCUGUGCAUACCAAGAAAUUUCCCUUCUAUGAUGCCAACCAUUGUCUAGGGUAUGGGUCUUGGCACUUCACCGUCGGGCCCGCCAUGCUAUACAUUGGGGAGCGCAUCUGGCGUGAAAUCAGAGGCAGGAAAUACACCAAGCUAACGAAAGUUCUGGUGCAUCCCAGUGGUGCUCUUGAGUUACGAAUGGUCAAACCCUCACUCAAGUACGUCCCAGGCCAAUGGAUCUUUCUCCAAGUGCCUUCUGUAUCCGCUUACCAGUGGCAUCCGUUCUCAAUCACGUCUGCUCCAGAGGAUCCAUACGUAUCAGUCACGAUAUGCCAGGUUGGUGACUGGACAAGAGCACUGGGUGAUGCAGUCAGUGCUGGACCAUCCGUUGUUGCAGCUCUUGCGGCCGCUACGCAGCCUUCGCAAGGGACGAAAGAUCUAGAGAGAAGCGCCUUUGGUCUUCCCGAGCUAUCAGAUCAGUUCUACGAAGUUGUCGCUUCGGACGAGUCGAGACCUAUAUCCCUGCCAGAAGUACGGCUAGAUGGGCCGUACGGAGCGCCUUCUGAGGAUGUAUUCAAGUCAGACUUGGCAGUGCUUGUAGGUGCUGGGAUUGGCGUCGCUCCUUUCGCGUCUAUCUUGAAGCACAUCUGGUACCGGCAGCGUGCUGGACGUCUCGAAAAGCUGAAACAUGUCGAAUUUAUAUGGAUAUGCCGCGACGCUGUAUCCUUCGCCUGGUUCCAGAGCGUGCUGACGGAGAUCGAAGAUGCACAGAUUGACCCGAACUUCUUGCGUAUCAACAUGUAUGUUACUCAGAGCAUCGGCAUCGACCAACUGUAUAACAUCGCUAUCAACGACACCGGGAGCGUUUAUGAUCCUCUCACCAAACUGCGCUCGCGGACAUUCUACGGAAGACCGGACUUCAAGUCAAUUUACUCGCGAAUACGAUCGGCCGUGGAAACAGGAGCCCUGCUAGGUCCACGAGAGUCUGGUACCGCAUUCAACGUCGGGACUUUCUAUUGUGGGCCAUCUGCUCUAGCCAAAACAGUCAAAAGUCAGGCUCUUGCAUGUUCCACUUCUACGGCUACGUUCACCUUUGCUCAAGUGAGGAUAUCGAUCAAUUUGAACUUCGAUAAGAAUCAUUAUUGA